This is a messenger RNA of Sardina pilchardus (European sardine), 1243 nucleotides long. RefSeq names its product surfeit locus protein 1. NCBI's taxonomy places the organism in Eukaryota, Metazoa, Chordata, Actinopteri, Clupeiformes, Clupeidae. Gene Ontology annotation, cellular component: mitochondrion; membrane. The transcript is spliced from 9 exons. Gene Ontology annotation, biological process: mitochondrial respiratory chain complex IV assembly. Bases 111 to 1037 code for a protein of 308 amino acids. The record is from RefSeq and is a predicted model, not a curated record.
CCCCUCCGCAUACUUAUGUGAUUGGGUUAUGUAGUCAACCUGUUAUGUGAAACAUGUCCUGUUACCAGCAUUGAACCCUUUUCUAAUAGCUUACAAUUCUGCAGCUAGCCAUGAAUAACCUGAAGAUCAUACUCGCAUUUUCCAAUAACACGCUGAGGAUAAUUGGUACUAAUAAUCACAGCCUUGUUCCAAAGAGAUCUUUGUUUUCAUCUCGACAAACAUUGCCGACCCGUGGAAUUGUAUUUAGAGGGAAGGUUUUGAAUGUGACCCGUCAAUCCAGCUCCACUGCUACUCAAGCAGAGAAAGGGGAGGAUUCUUUCCUAAAGUGGUUCUUGCUACUGAUACCCAUCACCACUUUUGGCCUUGGCUCAUGGCAGGUGAUGCGCAGACAGUGGAAACUGAAGCUCAUCGAGGAGCUAAGGAGUUUAACCACAGCUGAGCCAAUCCCCCUGCCCACUGAUCCCAUGGAGUUAAAAACCCUAGAGUACAGGCGUGUGAGAGUGCGAGGGAGAUUCGACCAUUCCCAGGAGCUCUACACCCUGCCCCGGUCUCCUGUCGACCCAGAGAAAGAAGCACGAGAGGCUGGCCAGCUCUCAUCUAGUGGGGAGAGCGGUGCCAACAUCAUCACUCCAUUCUACUGCACAGACCUGGGAGUCAAAAUUCUGGUCAACCGAGGAUAUGUACCCAAAAGGAAGCUCAGACCAGAGACCAGGAUGAAGGGACAGGUGGAGGAGGAAGUGGAUGUUGUUGGAGUGGUACGACUGAGCGAACAGCGCAAACCAUUCAUUCCCCAAAACAACGUGGAGGCAAACCGCUGGUACUUUCGGGACGUGGAUGCUAUGGCAACGGUCACAGGAGCUGAACCUAUCUACAUUGAUGCUGUCCUAGAGAGUACAAUCCCAGGAGGUCCGAUUGGUGGGCAAACUCGGGUCACUUUAAGAAAUGAGCAUAUGCAGUAUGUCGUCACAUGGUACAGCUUAUGUGGAGCAACAUCCUACAUGUGGUACCUUAAAUUCAUCAAGCGUGUUGCCUUCUAAAUGUUGCACAGGUUUGUGUGGUAGCUUGCUGAUGUAUGAUGUAAAUAUUGUUUGAGGUGGAUAUACAGAUAGCUUCAAUAAAGACAAAAUUAAUUAAGGUAUUGGUCUCACUCCAGGACACUGAGAUGCAGCUUUGACCUAUCCAGGCACAGCAAUGAAAUGUGUGACUUGAUUAAGUAUUCCAAAUAAAUGUAACUAUUGUAAAA